Apis cerana (Asiatic honeybee) is the source of this 10264-nucleotide messenger RNA. Its product is annotated as WD repeat-containing protein 47. NCBI's taxonomy places the organism in Eukaryota, Metazoa, Arthropoda, Insecta, Hymenoptera, Apidae. The record is from RefSeq and is a predicted model, not a curated record. Gene Ontology annotation, molecular function: protein binding.
AUUCGCUAUUCGUAAAUGUCGGUAUUUCAGUUUCUACGAUUCAUCCGAGAGUGCUGUUUUACCGACCACGAGCAAAAUCGUUUAAUAUCUACUCUGCGUUACCCGCUAAGCAGCACCGCGACUUUCGAUUUCGUUAGGAAACGAGAUUGCGCUUUCCGUAAUUCACUCGAUUCCGCUCGGAUAUCAUUCUUAUUCUCCGAAAAUAAAUUUGUACGUCGGAAUAAAACAAUAUCAUGUUAAGUUUUAACGAAUCUUGAAGGAAAUGUAGGACAAGUUCGUUGCACGAACGGAUACGAGCCCGACCAGGCGGAUCUAAUAGUCAUCAACUUUCUUAUAAAUUCUUUGUGAUUUUCACGAGCACAUUCUUUUCUCCCGAUCAUUCCGCUAACAUCUCGUAUUUCUACAACAACCGUCAGCCUGUAAAUAUGUUACAGAUCAGCGCGCAUCCAUGCUGCGAUUCGAGGCUCCCGUAUAAUCGAGUUUACAUCGUUCCGAAUAUCCAUUGCAUUCCACUUUGUAUAUAUCACCAUAUCACUGACCAACUUCGUAAAGUAACGACAUCUCGAUCUCGAUAAGUAACUCUACGCCUCGAGCCAUCCUCUAGAACGAUCGAUCAAACGAUCCAGAAAAUUCUAUUCGAUCCAUUUCCACAUUUUCCUAGGCCCUGGUGAAAAAUUCCACACAUUGAGUGUACAUCCAGACGAACAUCGUUACGCGAAACGAACGAUAUCUUUCGGGUUCCGGAACGACCGCGCGGUGAAAACGAGUCCACCGGAAACGAUGACUCAUUGACCAACAGACGGACGAAUCGUGGCCGGGUUUCAAUUACGCAACUCGCGUAUUUCAUCCAUCCUUGGGCAGAAAAUUCUCCUUAUCGAGAAUUUCCAACCGAGAUAAUUGCGGGAGCGUGCGAAGCCCCGCACCUUCGAAUUUCCACACGCAGCGUUCAAGUUGCCUCAGUUUUUCGGCCAGAGUCAUGGUUCGCGUAUCGCGACCGGACGAAAGAUAAUUACGGUAGUGGCGUGCGCAGGUAAAGCGAAACACACUCGUUCGCUUAUCUCGUUUAUUAAGAUUUUUCGCGAGAGCACACUGCGAUCAGUCAGGUAAAUAUCCUACAUUUUUUCACCGGGCAGCGGAUGAAAGAGAGAGGAAAAAGGAAGAAAAAGAAACGAGAAGAAAACAGGAUGUUGUUGCGCAAUACGUACGAAAUACGUGUACAUGCUCCUCGUCCGAUUAGGAGGUCUCAAUUUUGUCGCGAGCGGUUGAAUUACGACACGAUCGAAUCGAAUAGCCAACCGUUUAAUCGAAACCGUCGCGGUUUCUUGGUUCCCGAAGCGAAAAGAUCGAUAUCUCGAGACACGGUGGACGCGCGCCACGGUGCACGAUAUACGGGGGGGAAAAAUGAAGUGGAUUUUGCUUUAAUUUCCAAGAUCGAACACGGGCUCGACCUUCGAUUCGACGAGGCAGUGACUAAGACUCGAUAUCAUUGUUCAAUUUAAUUUUCAACGUGUCACGCCAUUCAAUUACGAUCGGUGUAGAGAGAGGGAGAGAGGGAAUAAGCGUUCUCCCGAUACAUGUGUUACAUCGGUGUUUGCAUACCUCGAGAAUCUAUUAAAAUUGUUCGCAGCGAAAAUAUUAUUACGGGCACGAUACGCGAGCACGCGAUCUCCGCGGAAUAUGAGAUUCCUCGGAUGUAAAUAUGAUUCGAAUUUAAAGUGAAUUUAAAUUUAUAGAAAGCGACAAGGAAAGCAAGAUUACGGCUAAUAAAUCGAAAGUUUAACUUAGAGAGAAAGAUUAUCGAUCACGUUUCUGAAUCGAUGAUAAAUAUUCAUAUUGGUAAUAAAAUAAGUUAUUCGUAAACAGAUAAAGAUGUGGUAGGCAGGAAAUAGAAUGGUCGGGACGCUGUAUUAUAUUGGUCGCUCUCGACUGCAGCGCUAAAUUUUUAAAUAGAAAGAUAGGAAGGUUUUUAAGGUUAUUGGGCAAUUAUAAAGAGAUUGGAAAACAUUGGCUUCUUACUCUCGCGACGUGGAAAACGAAAUAAAAUUGCGUCGGACGUAAUAAGGAAGAGGAACGAAAGGAAAGGAAAGAAGCGAAAUACCGUACGAGUUUUCAUUUUAUUUCGUGACUUUUCGUCGUUUCAACGGUGAAACUUGGAACAAUGGCGUAAUUAUUAACAUUAGAAAGUCAACACAAAUUGUUCAGAGAGACGGUUCAUCGCUUUAUUUUUAGGAAGUAAACCUCAUUAUACUUUACAAUCCAAUUUUAUCUCCAGAAAAUUAGCAAAAUUAUCGAAACAAAAUUUAUAUUCAUGUAUUCGACACAAUACUGUCGUAAUUCAUCAAUUUAUCUCGAGUCUCUGGCCUUUCACGAUAUAUCUACGCUAUAAUUUCAUUGUCCAUAGGAAUUCUCCUGCAUUUCCUUCUAUCGUUCGUGUCUAAAGAAAAAAAAAAAAGAAAAAAAAUCGUAUCCUCCACUUUCUCUGUACGCUGUUUAAAAUCUCUUAAGAAUACCCACGCACAGUUUCAGACACACGAGAGAUAUAUCGAUAAUAAAAGGAAUAAGAAGAAAUGUGGAAUAAAAAAAUUUUGUCGCCGAAUAGACAGACGCGAAGUAAGAUUGAAAUUUCUUUUUCUCAUCCUGUUUCAUCCGAAUCGAUUAAUCGAUCGUGGAAAGAACUCUGAGGCAAGGAAGGGUGGGAGGAAGGAAGAUGUUUAUUACUCGCGCGGCGUCGAAAGUUCAUUCUCGUCGAAACGAAUGGGGCGGGGAACUCAUAGUCGAGCGGAUAACACGAAGAGCGAAAAAACGUUUUUCUCGUUUUGGCACGGUGCCAAUCGGAUAUGAUCGGCGUAAAAGCGGACGGCCGGAUCACGUCAAUUUACUUUUCGUGUCGCGCUUGGGAACUUUCUCUGAAAUCCGCACGAGAUACCCUUACCGAUCUCUGCAUUCAUUCCCUCGUUUUCUCCCGAUUUUGACAUCCAUUUUCGGGGGAAAAAGUUGACAAGUUGAUCGAUAUCGGUGUCGCAUUAAAACGGCGACCGUUUCUCGCGGCCACUUUUACUCGAACGAAUCGAUCGGAUUCCUCCGACUUCGACGAUCGAUCGAUAGAUCGAUUACGCGUCAGAGCGUGUAAAACUAGCAGAGAGACCGUUUAACUCGGGAAAGUGACUCGAUCGGAAUAAUGGAGCCAUCCAACCGAUCGUUGCAACUUGUUCGAUUAUCGCCGAUCAUUGAUCGCAAUAUAUAAAUCGGCGGCUAGUUUUCCGCGCAAUUUCGCUCGAGUCAGAAUUAUCGGCGCGCGGUUUUCUCCGAUCGAAUCGUCCACGAUCGUUGGACGCCCGUGCAAGCUCGAUUUCGAGCGAAAGGAAAUCUUGCGCGGGCCACGACACGCGAUAGUUUCCCGCUAAUAAAAGAAAGAGGAGAGGAUUACCGCGAAUUAUUAACGGAGCGUAUCGGAGAAAGCUGGGAUGGAAAAUUGAUCGUGCGCCUUUUAGGAUUCCCUUUUCUCGGAUGGGGAAAAACUAUUCGUAGAUGAUUCAUUUCAUCGCCCGCGACAAAAAGAGGAUUCGAAGCGAGAUUUGAAGAUCGAUUCGACGCGCGAGCAAGUUUAAUUGCUUAAUAAAUUUCUAAAGAUCGACAAAGAAUUUGAAUAUCGUUUGAGUAUCGAUAAAAGUAGCGAGGAAGCGGUGAAUGUAUGCAGUUUAUUCGCGCGAAGGGGAGGGGAAAAGAGAAGAGAAUGAAAAAUCAUGAUCGAGCUCGGGUGGAAAGUUAUUUCGCAUUAAACUUUUUAACAACGGCUCGUGUUGGCGGUUGAAUCAGUUCUUUACACCCACUUGCUUCUUACUUCCUGCGUGUAAUGGGCGAUGAUUUCCCUGAGUGAAUUAAAACGAGCUUGAAAGGAUGGUCGUAGUGAAAGCGAGGGAGACCGUAGAAAAGGAAUUUGGUUGGAACCUUUUAAUCCUCUUGUUAUCCACGACUCUCUCGCGCGUACCCUCGAGGACGAUUUUCUACCGAUUAUUCUUCAGAUCGUUUCGAAAUUACUCGCCCCGGUGAAAUCCACGAUAACGAGAUUUAAAAGUUUCUCGUAUAAAUUAUUUAUAUAACUUGACACAUUGAUAUCGCGAUCGAUAGUUUUAUCGUGAUCUUGAAAUAGAAAACUAUCAAGUUUAAUAGAGAGGAUAAGAAUUUGAAACAGCUCGAAUCUCGUGUAAAUUGAAAAAACAAAUUUUUACCGUUUACAGAGAGAAUUCUUCAAAAAUAUUUUCGAAGUUACCUCGAUUGAAAUAAUUGCACAGAAAAUUCGCUGGAAAAUUAUCCAUUAUUAAUAGUUUCUACGUUUUAUUCUGAUUUCUGAAGUGAGAAUUUGAAGAUUACAUUAGAGAAUUAUCAAGUUCAAUGGAGAGAACAGGAAUUUGAAACAGUUCGAGUCUCGUGUAAAUUGAAAAAACAAAUUUACCGAUUACAGAGAGAAUUCUUCAAAAAUAUUUUCGAAGUUACCUCGAUUGAAAUAAUUGCACAGAAAAUUCGCUGGAAAAUUAUCCAUUAUUAAUAGUUUCUACGUUUUAUUCUGAUUUCUGAAGUGAGAAUUUGAAGAUUACAUUAGAGAAUUAUCAAGUUCAAUGGAGAGAACAGGAAUUUGAAACAGUUCGAGUCUCGUGUAAAUUGAAAAAACAAAUUUACCGAUUACAGAGAGAAUUCUUCAAGAAAUUAUUCGAAAUUACCUCGAUUGAAAUAAUUGCACAGAAAAUUGUUGGUAAAUUAUCGAUUAUUGCGUGAAUACGAUCUGAAUAAUUAAUUAUGGCCACCCACGUCGCGAUAUCGUCCACGAGCGAAGUCGGCGCCUGUUCUCGCUUCGCGCCGCGGACGCCGAGACGUAUAUACGUCGGGGAUGAGUCGUAGAGGAGGCGAGUGGUAGGGAGAUGAAGUUUCAAUCCCGCGAGUAGAAGUGGGUCGUUUCUCAACGAGAGGCGAAGUCGCUCGACGAGAACGCGUCGAGUACGCACUCGUUCGCUGUACUCAGUUGAGCACAGUCGUCUCCGAUCCGCGAUCCACGAUCCACCGAUCUCUCUCCCCCCUCCGUUUCGUAAAAACAAAAAAGGAAAAAGCAUCCACGUUCGUUUCGAGCAGCGCGAAUUUCAACGAAAAAAAAAAAAAUAAGAAACGAGUCGUCGCGUCGUCGUUUCGAGGAACUCUCUUCCCAAGAAGAGAACGAAGAAGAAGAAGAAGAAGAAGAAGACGAAGUGACAAGUGCCGAGCGGAAGGGAAGAGAGCGAGAGGAAAUCCGUGCGCUCCCGAUAAACGUGUGCCGCGUGGAAAGUGGUGAAAAUCUCGAUCCUUUGUUCUCCUCCUUUCCAUUUUUAAACGAUACGACGCAUUGAAACCGAGAAACGCGGGAUGAAGGAUCAUCGAGGGCAAAAGUAGGUAGUAACGCAGGACAGGAUCGUAAGAUGAAGAAGAUCCGCGCGGUUCAUUGACUUGCAAGCACUUUCAACCUCGACGCGCAGAGGAUUGGAAAGGCUGGUGGAACUCGACAUGGGCGACAUCCGAGUACUGGAUCCAAGGAUGGAUCCCCGUUUCGAGCUUUCGAAGCAAUCCCGGCCCUGGCCCCCGAUGUACCGCAGCCACCCGGCAGCGGGAACCGGCAGGGGGCCGUCGUUCUGCUACCGACCCGUGCCCCUCGACGCGAUGGCCCCCCAGUGGAUCCCGCCCCACGUGGCCGACUACAAUUACGUCCCUGCGAGGAUAAGCGCGGCCAACUCGAACAAGGGCCGCGACUACUACUACUUGGCGCCGUUGUACAGGAACGCGAUGCCACCCCCCCAGCCUAUGUCUCCGCUCCAGCUAUCCUCGGUCGCCGUCUCGCCGAGGAUGAUGAUGAUGGACGCGAGGGGCAGAACGAGGAGCUCGGCCGCGUUGUGCAGGGGCAACGGCCAAGCGCCUGCCUGCACCUGCUCGGUGGGCAGGACGAGGUCGUUGGAGGACGUGAGGAGCGAGGCGAGCGAGUGGGAGGAUUAUCAGGACGAGAACGGGAAUCAUUUGCAGAGGAAGAGCUCGAAGAACGGCGGUAUGUGCAGGCAGGGGAGGCGGUCGAUGGAGAAUCUUCUGGACGUGGAAACGGCGGCGGAGCGCGUGCACGAGCCGAGCACGUUCGACAGGGUUGGGGGACGCGGGUGCAGGAAAGCGGAGGAUGAGAGGAGGAACGAGAGGCCGGGAAGAAGACGCGGCAGUUACAUGCAAGAACCGAGGCCGGAACUCGAUGCAAGUAACGGAAGCAGCAACGGCGGAAGGCCAAGAUUCGUCCCUGUGACGGCGCUCGAGGACGUCCAAGCUGUACGAUGCGCGGAAUUCCACCCCCAUGGAAAAUUGUACGCUGUGGGAUCUAACUCGAAGACGCUGAGAAUAUGCUCCUAUCCAAAGCUUCACGAUGUCAGGGAGGAUCACCAGACGUAUCAGCCCACAGUUCUCUUCAAGAGAACGAAGCACCACAAGGGCUCGAUAUAUUGCCUCGCGUGGACCCCGGAUGGCCAGUUGAUGGCGACUGGAAGCAACGACAAAACUGUCAAAUUGAUGCGCUUCAACGCCGAUACAUCAAAUCUCGAAGGUCAAGAAGUGGAGCUUACGAUGCACGAUGGCACGGUUCGCGAUCUGUGCUUCCUGGAGGAUACCUCGAACAAGUCGAGUUUGCUGAUCAGCGGCGGUGCCGGCGAUUGCAAGAUCUACGUCACCGAUUGCGCCACCGGCACCCCCUUCCAGGCGCUGAGCGGUCACAGCGGACACGUGCUCACCCUGUACAACUGGGGAGGCGCGAUGUUCGUGAGCGGGUCGCAGGAUAAAACGGUCAGAUUUUGGGAUCUUAGAACGAGGGGGUGCGUGAACAUGGUGACGCCGGCCACGGUACCUGGCAGCAGGGUCGGAAGUCCGGUAGCGGCGCUCUGCGUCGAUCCGUCGGGACGUCUUCUGGUAUCCGGCCACGAGGACAGCAGCUGCGUCCUCUUCGACAUUCGGGGUGGCAGAACCGUGCAAUGCUUCAAGCCUCACGCCGCUGAUAUCCGAAGCAUACGUUUCUCCCCUUCGGCUUACUACUUGCUCACCGGCGGUUACGAUAACAAGCUCGUUCUAACCGAUCUGCAAGGUGAUUUAACGAUGCCGUUACCCAGCGUGGUCGUCGCCCAACAUCAGGACAAAGUAAUAUCGGGACGAUGGCACCCAACGGAAUUCUCGUUCCUCAGUACUUCCGCUGACAAGACAGCAACACUGUGGGCUCUGCCACCUGUUUAGACGGACAAACGUCGAUGGCACGCGUUUGUUUCUUACUCGUAAACACUUUUUUCAGGAACAAUCGCACUUGUUACACCGUAUCGAUCGCGAUCGUUCGUCCCUUUUUCUCCCUCGUCAACGAUCGAUCGUAGCAUAUCGUAAUAUAAUUUUGACUCGAUGGAACGAAGCGAAUUUGUGAAUCUUUCUUUCUUUCUUUCUUUUUCUUUCUGUUUCGAUCUUUUUAAUUCGAGAGAGAAAUCCGGAAAAUAUGGAAAAUCGGGUACCGGGGGAACGAACGAUCGUGAAUCGUAUCGAGCGAAGCGUUAUUAAAUCAGGAAGAAAAGUUCUUUUUUUUUUCACGUGUUCACGCAUAAUUCAACCAUGACCAAUUAAAGUUUCCUGAAACACGUUGAACGCGAAUCAAAAUGCCGCGCGUGUGAGAAACAAUUAAAACCGCGCAAAGGAACAUUGUUAACGGUGUUAUUAAGUAAACGUUACACGCUUCGAGAGCCUCGGAUGAGAAGGAGUGAAAGUGCAUUUUCGCGUAGAGACGAUGCAGUGUCGAGCGUUCUAGGCGUUAACCAUUUAUUGACGACGAGUCAUCGUCUAAGUAGGAAUCAUAAGACUGCGGAAGAACCGGCAAGGAAACUUCGUCAUCGCAAGUAUUUACGAGUCACGAUGGUGAGACGUAUGUGUAUUACUUACAUCGUAUACGAGAACGAGGGACAUCCCAGUUUUUAUUUCGAAAACUAUUCUCGAGAGCGCAGAAACUAUCGUGAGCGUAUUUCUUUAUCGAUGAUUACCGCGUACCAUUUGUCUUCUCCGUUUUUUUCUCUUUUUUUUUCUUUUUUGUAUAGAAUUUCUUUUCGCGAUCACGUGUUUUGUCCCGGUGUACCUUCAGUAAGUAUGAAAAGUAUUCACACACGUUGACUAAUUACAAUUAAAACGAUUUAUAUCAUAGUUAUCAUAUCCCUUUUAAAGUAUUUAAACGAAAUAUGUAAAAAUAUUUCUUCCAAAUCGAUAUUUGUUUUUUUUUCUUUCGUUACAUUUUACAAAAAUUAUCGAUAAAUUGAACGUAAUACACGGAUACUUAUUCGAUUUCUUUUGCAACAUUAAAAUAUGUGUAAGAAGCAUUUUUUUUUUUACAAAUAUCGAUAUCGAUAAAUAUGAUUGUAUAAUGUUUUAAUUGUAGUCGUUGUGAACAACUUUUUCUUACUCGCUGUACAUUUAGCAUAGAGUUAAAACACGAUAAUCACGGGAAACAAAAACAAAAAAAAAAAAAUAUUCCCGAUAAUAACGUAAUCACCCUUUGUAAUUUUUAGAUUCUGAAUGCUCUCUUCCUUUUACUCGAUACUUUAUUACUUUACGUUGCAAAUAUUUCUUUUAGAAUUAUUCGUGAAAAAAAUACUUGUAAAUUUUACUUACCCAUUUUGAUUGGCGAUUCCAUCCGCUUGUGUGUGUCUGUGUGCGUAUGUUUUUUUCUUUUCUUUUUUUUUCUAUUUCAUCUUCUCUCAUUUGCGUAUUAGCCGUAUAACAAUUAUCGUUUUUCUUUUUUUUCUUAUUUAAGGAUUUUUCCUCUUUUUUUCUUUUUUUUUUCUUCUAAUUUAAAUCGUUUGAAGCGUUUCUUCCCACCAAAUCGUCGUCCCUGUCUUAUCGAUCCCCCGAAGUUACGCCAAAUAUUCGCAUAUUACGCAUAUUAUAAUAAUAUAAAUACCUAUCUCAUAUUAAGAGGAACAAGAUAUACGUACGCUCAUUAUUAAUCGCUAUUUUUUACCAAGAGGAUAGGACGAGAUUCUCUCUGCGAGCGUCGAAGAAAUAUAAGGGAAGGAAGGCUCCUCGACGUUCCGAGAACGUCGCGAGAACAAAGCUAACACGUGACAAGCCACGUUCACACCACGAGGGAAGGGUGUUAAUAUAGGUUUACGUUGUCGCUUGUCGCAAUCGCCAAAGCUGUGUGAAAAAUCCCUGGAAAAUAAAGGGGAAAGGGGGAGAAAGUGUCGCGCUGCUCGAUAGAUACGCGAGCGAACGAAUCGCAUUUUUUCCUUGUACAUACGUAAACGCACGAUUUCUUCGAGCUAUUCGCACGAUCGGAGCAAGCGUUAGUCGUCUCUCUCCUUUUGUUCUCCAUCCUCGAAACGGUGUCGACGACGACGAGUAUCGUUCGUGUUUCUAUAUCGGUCGUCAUCCGUUCAUUCGCAUCCAGCAAUCGAAUCUAAGCACGUUAAAAGCCUCUUUCCAUGCACACACAUAUACGCCCCGAUAUACACGAAGAGAGUUGCGGAAGAGAAACAGGAACCGAAUUGUGAGAAGCAGCGAUAACGAGGAAAACGAUAAUAAAACACGGAGACGCCGAGACGUUUGAUCGAUCUGAUUGCGCGAACGGUCGAAGGGAAGAAAGCGUGGUCGAAUGAUUUGAGCGAUGGCAGAAGUGGUUUCGUUCCCGCAUGCAUGAUGCCGCCUUAAGAUCGAAUGGAGAAUCGUUUCGUUUCGUCCGAAAUGAGUAAGAACGUGUUAUUCUUCGCGAUCGAUCGUGAUCGAGAUGAUCGUCGGGAUAAAGAAAACGAAAACGAAAAUGUCCGCGAGCAUCUGCUUUCGUGUAGCAAUUUGUCGUGCCUUCUGUCGUGACUGCUUUCGGCGAUUCACACACUUAUUUUUAUAUUUUUCGCAUCCUCCUCCUCCUCCUCCUCCUCCUCCUCUUCCUCAUCCGUUUCUAUCUCAAUCCUCUCUCUCUCUCUCUCUCUCUCUCUCUGCCCUUACCGGUUUCAGAUAUUAAGAAUCAAGACAAUUCGACGAUUCUAAAUAUAAUCCUUCACCCCGUCGAAUUCUCGUAAAAAACGCUAAAGUAAAGGAAAAAAUCUCUUCGCUAUCUCGUACGAUAAUUACCGUAUUAUAAUAUAAAUAUAUAUACAUAUGAUAUACAUAUAGCAUAACUUAUAACUUUGUACUUUUCCUGUAGAUACGACAUAAUACUGUCACGUCUAAUUUAAACAAUAAAAUUUACGUUAUUAAA